Messenger RNA from Choloepus didactylus (southern two-toed sloth), 3335 nucleotides. Its product is annotated as probable G-protein coupled receptor 148. The transcript is spliced from 5 exons. Gene Ontology annotation, molecular function: G protein-coupled receptor activity. Lineage: Eukaryota; Metazoa; Chordata; Mammalia; Pilosa; Megalonychidae. Gene Ontology annotation, cellular component: membrane. The coding region runs from base 754 to 1716 and encodes 320 amino acids. Gene Ontology annotation, biological process: G protein-coupled receptor signaling pathway. The record is from RefSeq and is a predicted model, not a curated record.
CAGGCAGCCACCGCUAGGGCCUCAGGUCUGAAGGGUCAGGGUCCCGGGAAGAUGCACAGUGGGACGCGGCCUUUGGUUCACUGCUAUUCGAUGCUGGUUAUCGGAAGUUCUACCCAGGAUUCGUGAAGACCCGGCUGCUGUUCUCCUCCACACAUUUUCCUGGAAACAAAGACUUCCUAUUCUACUGGCGGAAAAGACCCCAACUUGUAAAGCAAGGAUCAGACUGGUCACUUCUGAUGCUACAUAAAAAGGCACUUUAAUUUUAUCAGGAAACCACCUCCGAAUUCCAGGGCAAGGUCCAUUAUUUCUAGGAGGGCCUCCUAGAGACAGAAGCAUUUCCGGAAUUCUGUGACAUCUUACAGCUCUGGGCACAGAAGCAGCCCCGGAACUGGUCCCCACUCAUAUUUGGUCCAUCUCCUUUAUGGCCUGUGCUCCUCUGUUCAGAGGCCACUACCCAGGACCGUAACGGAGGAGAUCGCUGCAGCUUCCAGGACCGGAGUGGGUUUUUUUAAAAUGCUAAAGAAGUAAAUCCACAAUUAUGACAGAGAAAAAGACUCAUUUAAAGAGAAAAGGCAUGUUUAUAGUGCAAGAGAAGAAAGUCUGCUCAUCGGGGAUUUACAAACCGUUCGGAAGAAUCCACCUCUCCUCAUUGGCUUUCUGCCUGUGGCCACCAAGCACCUGGAACCAUUUCUGAAUGUAGAGCUCAGCUGACCGGUGCUUCCCAUCAGCGGAGCCUACCUAGACCUGAAGAGAAUGAACUCAUCUUCUGGGCACUGCAACAUAUCAGAUUGGCUGAGGCUGGAAGCAACAGUGAAGGCCUCUGUAUACGUGGUCGCUUUCUCCUUUGCCACGUUCAUCACUGUCAUCAUUAUCGCAAUAGUGGCACAGGAUUUGAGACUGAGGAAAGAGAUCCGCUAUGUUCUCCUCUGCCAUCAUCUGCUGUGCAUCUCCUCCUUCUGUGGCCUGGGGGUUGUUUUCCAAGGGAUGCGGGCCCUCCUGGCCAACAGCCCCCUGCUGCUCUGCUGGGUGGUAUUUGGGGCACAGCUAAGUGUUGGGGAGGGGAUUCUCUUCACCCUGGCCUUGAUGGCUCUUAACACUUACCUGGCGAUUUGCUGGCCAUUGAGGUCUCUGUCCUUUGUAGAUUCAGUUAAGUAUAGGGUUCUGGCUGGGACUUGGACAACCAUUAUACUCAAGAACAUUUGCUUAUUCCUAAUAGAAGGCAACCCUGAUACUGUUUUAAAAUCUCAGCCCUUAUGCCCUGUGAUCUUAAAUGACACUCCUGCUAGAACUGUUGGAAUGGUUUUCCUUCUCCUUCCUUUGUCUGUUAUUCUUAUAAGUUACUCUUUGAUAUACCAAGAAGGGAAACGGGCUGGUCAUUUUAAUAAGUCAAAUAUCAAAGCAAGGAAAACACUCCUUAUUCAUUUAUUGCAGAUGAGCUUACAUGUAAUACCAACCCUGAUAUUCAUAGGUUUGGGGAAGAUGUGUGGGGAGUUCUUUUUUGCUCUUAAUCUGGUGCUUUUUGGCUUUUUUGCAUUUGCCCAGUGUUUUAACCCUCUGAUUUAUGGGCUCCAGAAUAGAGAGCUGCACAGCAGAUUGCAUCGUUGGAUGUGUUGUCAGCUGCGGCAUGGCCACGUGAUAAACACGAGAGGGCCGUUUUUAACAAAAACUAAAAAAUUUCGAAUCAAUAACUCUAGUCCUAAUGGACACAUCAGCUAGGGGGGAGGAACUGCUUUUUACUCAACCUAAAAUUGGUGUCUUAACUUGAUUUUGAAAGUAAUAUGAAUGAGUCAAACUUAUUUGUUGGGCUUACGAGCCUCCCUGCUGUGGAUGCUGAAUACUGGUCUCAGUGGUAUCACUUUGCAUCUUUAAUUCUAAACCCAGAUCAGUAUUUUUGGCAGUGUGUCCUACUGUGUGUGAUGGAAAGUCAGGCAGCUUUUGAGAAUGUACUUGUUUUUACAGGAACUGAGAAAUAGCCCAUGAUUAACAUGGAGAGAAAUUUGAUUGUUCCCCUUAUAAUAGUUAGGGUUAGGUUUGGCUGCAUAUAAAAACAAAAGCAGCAACAAAAUAACAGUGACUUUAAAAAGAUAGAGACUGAUUUUUUUUCUUAUGUAAAAGGAAUCUAGAGGUACACAAUUAAGGCUUAUGUGGCAGGCUCAUGGCUUUCUACUCUGCCAUGAUGAGUGUGCUACCUCAUGAUCCAAUAUGGCUGUUAAUGCACCUAUCAUCACAUCCACACUCCAGCCAACAGGAAGGAAGACGAGUCAAAGAAGGGUCUGCACUCUCCGAAGACACUUUCUGGAAGUGAGACAAAAUGCUUUUGCUUACAUCAAAUUGGCCAAAACUUAAUCAUAGGCCUCUGUCUAGCUCUAAGGGAGGCCAGGAAUAAAUUUUAGCUGGGAAGCAAUAUACCCAGCUAAAAAUUGGGAUUCUUAAUACUAAGAAAGAAAAGCAGAAUGGAUAUUGUGAGGCAGAAUUAUUUCAGAGGCUAUUUUCCUCUCAAAUAAAUAAAGUAUAAAGAAAGACAGUGGGUUUUGAUCACAAAAGGGUACUCUACAUUUCAAUAUGAUAUAUAAAUAAUAUAAAUACAGAUUUAACUGUUCAGGAUACCAGAAAACUUUAAGUGUGCUAUGUAAACAGCUCUCGAGGAGGGUGGCAUCAAUAAGAACACUGAAUUGGUUUAAACAAUUCAAACAUAAACAAGUUUGAAGCAGCAAUACAAAAUAAAUUCUUGUGAAGAAGUUUAUGUGUAAUAUUUCUUUACAUGAGCUUCCAUUUGCAGAUUCAUCAGGAUUCCAGUCCUAGAAACAGAAAUCACCACUCUGGGUAUUUUAAAUGGAAAGGAUUUAAUACAGGAAUUAGAUGCUUCAGAGUCCUUGGAAGGGAAAUCAGUGGCCAUCACUGGAAUGAUUAUUUCAGGAGCAAACCACUGUGGUGCAAUCUAGAGGUCAAGCAGCUACUGCCACAACUGCCACUUCUGCCUCUUGACGCUUGUGUCUUUGUGACUUUGUUUUCUAGAGGAAGGAGCAGCAGGAAGACGAUCUUGAUCUCCCUUCUGUCUCCCAAAUCUCACAGGAUUGCCUCUGCUUGGUGGAACCUCAUUGACAUCAGACCCCAGAGCACAAAGGAAUUUGAGAAUUAUAGUUCCUAGUUUCAUAGACUGGGCAGUGCAGGAAGUUACCCUAAAAGGAGAGUGGAAUGAGGAUUGAAUGACCCAGUCCACAGGACCCACCACUGCUACAUUUACUUUUAUUUACAGACAAUAAUAACAACAACUUCAGCAGACCAUUUGUUGAGCAUCUUUUGUGCUCCAGGCACUAGCUUAUUUCAUUUGGGAG